UGGUAUAUGUGAUGUAUAAAUAUCAGAGAGUAGGGAUGGUCCAGUUAACUGUCAGUGAUUAACUGAUCCAUUGCCUGGUUGAUUAUGUUACAUGCCACAUUUUGGAUUUCAAUAUCGGUGAAGUAUUUACCAAAACAAAAAUCGAAUGUGGACUAAUAGGAUUGUCCAACCUCGGUUUUCGUGAAUGUUUUAAAGUUGUUUUAACAAAUAAGAUGUGUUGGAUGACGUCUUAGAGUGUUAAUCCAUUUCUGUACAGUCCCAGCAGGGGGGGCUGAAUUUAGGUAUUCCAGCCUAUUUUUGUACCCUGAACACGAAUCUGUGGGAUCCUGCCUGUCCCAAGUGAACUUUCCCUCAAUUGUGGAUUUUGGCCCCUCGAGGUUUUUUGCCCUCAUUUCCCCAAAUUGUCCUCAAAUGGUGGUCCACUGGUCCUAGCUCAGCUAGCUCAAAAAUAGGGUGUAUAAAAGUUGUUCUACAUUAAUUUUCCCGAUCACAUGACCUAUGAACCAACUUUGUCUCCUUAAGGGGGUGGAGCCACAUUGUAGAGGGUAUUCAAGGACCACAAUCAUUCGCCGUAGCAGGGAACUUUAUGCCCUUGGUCAGAGGCUACACUGCGUAGCAGCGCUCUCUGGACAGGUUAGUUCAUCCAGAGCUGAUGAUUGAAAUGGACAGCUAUGUCCGCCUUGCAGUUUUCUGAUAGUCGCAUUAGAGAGCAGAAGUUAUAAGUUAAGUUGUUCUUGUACUGGUUCAUAGUCCUGUGCAUGGCACGGACGGGUGCUAUCGAUUGUAUAAUUGAGUAUUGUGCAAUAAACCUGUGAAAGGAAUAUUGUAUUGUCUUGUUUACUAUUGAUAGAAUGUGUGGUAAAUCCCUGACUAGGUUCUUACUAGGAAGGGUGGAUGCGAGCUUACUCCAACCCAUUUGUGGAAGAGUAAGUCAGAAUCAGUGUUUACCACUACAACAGCCAAUCGAAUAUAUGGAGUAUCUGAAUCUGAGCCGUGAUAGGUAUGAAAUUUAUUAUGUUGUUUACAUCUAAGCCCCCCCCCCCUCACUUGAAUCAUUUGAGGUCAGAAAGGAGUUCAAGGAAACAAUGUAAGUAGGUAAUGUUGAAAUGAUCCAAAAUAUUUUAAAAUGAGUAUUUCAGACAUUUUCGAUAGAUCUUGUAAAUGCAUCAACUUUUCAACUCUAAAAACCAGGAAAUGCAUUAAAAGUCUACCUCGGAGAAUGAGAAUAACUUUGAAUUUGACAAUGAAGACUCAAGUUUAUUAUAUUUUUAAAAAAAAUGUGAAGUACACAAAAAGCCUCGAGAACAUUUUUUGUCUUGUUUUGUGGUGUAGGUACAAUAUUUUACAAAGAAAUUCAUGAUAAUGCUCGGCAAUAAACUCGACGAUAAGCUUACCUUCAACGUAUUUUUUAGGUUUUGGUUGAUAGGUAUGCUUGAGUAAAAUUGAAGUUUCGACUCGAUUCUAUUUGUAAAAAUAAGUUAUAGGUAUUGGGAACUUUCCUGAUUCUAUAUGUACGUGAACUCUUAGUACCUAUUUCAAAGACAUAACUCGCAUUUAUAUACCAUGUAUGUAAAAAGUUGUAAAUAGUUUCUAGUGACUUCUAUGUUUAAUUUCAACAUUAUUUCUUCUGUUACCUAUUCAUAAUUCAUGUGAAUAUCCACAAUUAAAGUUAAAGUGGUCAUGACUUUCAAAAAAGUAUUCACUGCAACCUUCAUUGCUGUUUUGGUAAUUGAUAAUGGAGCUUCUUACGAGUACGGAAGUGGUAGUGUAUUGUGGACCAGUUUUGGAGCACCUGUUGAUAGCUUGACUUCUUCCUUAACAGCUGGUCCACAAGGGCCUGUUCUGCUUCAAGAUACAAUCUUAAUCGAUCAAUUAGCUCAUUUCAAUCGAGAACGUAUUCCUGAAAGAACUGUGCACGCUAAAGGUGGCGGCGCAUUCGGGUACUUUGAGUGUACCCACGAUGUCACAAAAUACACAAAACUGAUCCCUUUUUCCAAAAUUGGUAAACGAACUGACGUAGCUGUGCGAUUUUCCAGGGUUAUAGGAGAAAGCGGUACUGCAGACACUGUCAGGGAUCCCCGAGGAUUUGCUAUAAAAUUCUACACAGAAGAUGGAAUAUGGGAUAUAGUGGGAUUUAGCUUUCCAGUAUUUUUCGUCAGAGAUCCUAUGCUGUUUCCAAGUUUUAUCCAUGCUCAAAAAAGGGAUCCAGUUACUCACUUAAGGGAUGAUAGUGGGUUCGAUUUCGACUCAUUAAGACCAGAAACGACGAACGCAAAUAUGUAUCUGUUUUCGGAUGUCGGUAUACCGGAUGGUUUCAGGCACAUGGACGGAUUUGGAAUCAAUACAUUCAAAUUAGUUAACAAACAGGGUAUAGCGUAUUGGUGCAAAUUCCAUUUUAAAACUAAUCAACAAGUGAAAAAUUUAUUCGCCGAUAAAGCGGCUCAAAUAGCAUCGCAGGAUCCUGAUUACAGUAUUCGUGAUUUAUACAAUGCCAUCGACAAAAAAGAUUAUCCUUCUUGGACUUGGACCACGUAUAUUCAAAUUAUGACUUACGAGCAAGCUGAAAAGUAUAAAUAUGAUCCGUUCGAUGCAACUAAGAUAUGGCCAACCGAGGACUUCCCACUAAUAGAAGUAGGGAAACUGGUUUUGAACAGAAACCCAAUCAAUUAUUUCGCACAAGUUGAACAAAUGGCAUUUGACCCUAGUCACAUGAUACCUGGUGUAGAGCCCAGUCCGGAUAAAUUGUUGCAAGGCCGUCUUUUUGCGUAUGGCGAUGCCCAACGUUACAGACUAGGAGCUAAUCACUUACAAUUACCUGUCAAUUGUCCUUUCAAUGUUAGAGUUACUAAUUACCAAAGAGACGGAGCAUCUGAUUACGCCAAUUACAGUCUACAAGGUGCACCGAAUUAUUUCCCAAAUAGCUUUGGAGGACCACAGCCAAAUCCAAGAACGAAAAUUUCACCUUAUGAGGUCUCAGGAAAGGUGUAUAGAUAUGAAUCUGGCGACUAUGAUAACUAUAGCCAGGCUGCAGUAUUUUGGAAUAAUCUUAGCGAAGGGGAACGUUUCAGAUUGGUGCAGAAUAUUGUUAGUGUUUUAAAGCCUGCUCAUGUCUCUAUUCAGAAAAGAGUGGUGAACAAUUUUUCCAAAGUAAAUAUUAAUUUUGGUUACAGAUUAAAGAUCGCUUUGUCGAUUGCAAAAGUAUGACUCGUAAUAUAGACUGUACAAUCUUGUAUGUAAUUAAAUUACUAAGGCUACGUAUGAAUGCCAAUAAAACUUUCAAUUAUUUUCUUA
This is a messenger RNA of Planococcus citri (citrus mealybug), 3291 nucleotides long. RefSeq names its product catalase-like. NCBI's taxonomy places the organism in Eukaryota, Metazoa, Arthropoda, Insecta, Hemiptera, Pseudococcidae. Gene Ontology annotation, molecular function: catalase activity; heme binding. Bases 1681 to 3204 code for a protein of 507 amino acids. Gene Ontology annotation, biological process: hydrogen peroxide catabolic process; response to hydrogen peroxide. The record is from RefSeq and is a predicted model, not a curated record. Gene Ontology annotation, cellular component: mitochondrion; peroxisome; cytoplasm. The transcript has 12 exons.